AUGUUGUCAAUCAAAUCUGCACAACAGGUCCUCCUGUAUUUUAUCGCACUCGCCAUCUCGCGCCUGCAAGACUUACUGCUGCUAAAAGCCGAGAUCGAGCAUAUGCUUCAGAUGGGCAUCGUUCGUCCAUCUGAAAGCCCAUGGGCCUCCCCUCUUCAUAUGGUCGCCAAGGCUGACUCUGGUGACUGGCGCCCCUGUCACAAGUUAUGGCGUCGACCACGGAAGGCUUCCCCAAAUCAAGACAGGCAAGACAGAGUUGAUGAGACAACUUCUUUACUAUAG
This is a messenger RNA of Dibothriocephalus latus, 282 nucleotides long. NCBI's taxonomy places the organism in Eukaryota, Metazoa, Platyhelminthes, Cestoda, Diphyllobothriidea, Diphyllobothriidae. The record is from the annotation of a GenBank genome assembly.